This is a messenger RNA of Purpureocillium takamizusanense, 1248 nucleotides long. RefSeq lists its product as uncharacterized. Bases 1 to 1248 code for a protein of 415 amino acids. NCBI's taxonomy places the organism in Eukaryota, Fungi, Ascomycota, Sordariomycetes, Hypocreales, Ophiocordycipitaceae. The record is from RefSeq and is a predicted model, not a curated record. The transcript is spliced from 5 exons. Gene Ontology annotation, cellular component: endosome; Golgi apparatus; trans-Golgi network. Gene Ontology annotation, molecular function: antiporter activity.
AUGUCGAGCGCCUCGCUGUCGUCGGCCAAUACGGCCGUCUCACCCUCGAGGUCCUUCUCAAUCGACUCAAUCCACGAUGAGGAGGCCGCCAUGAACAUUGGGGCCAAGACGGUCGAUGCCGAGGCGCCUCGCCCCCGGGGGCUGCACCCCGCCGUUCACAUAAUGAACUGGAUCUUCUUUUCAAAUCUGACUAUCUUGUUCAACAAAUGGAUCAUCGGCUCCACCAGCUUCAAAUAUCCCAUCAUUCUUACCUGCUGGCACCUCGUCUUUGCCACUCUGGCGACCCAGCUUCUCGCGCGCACCACCUCGCUCCUCGACUCGCGCCACAAGUUACCCAUCACGCCUCGCCUCUACCUCCGCACCAUCUGCCCCAUCGGGCUUCUCUACUCGGGGUCCCUCGUCUGCUCCAACCUCGUCUACCUCUACCUCUCGGUCGCCUUUAUCCAGAUGCUCAAGUCGGCCGCUCCUGUUGCCGUCCUCUUUGCCUCGUGGGCCUGGGGCGUCGCCGAUCCCUCGCUCUCCUCUUUCGUCAACGUGCUCGUCAUUGUCGCCGGCGUAGCCAUUGCCUCGGUUGGCGAGAUUCAUUUUUCGCUUAUCGGUUUUCUGUACCAGCUUGGUGGCAUCGGCUUCGAGGCCGUUCGUGUCGUCAUGAUUCAGGUCAUGCUUUCUGGAGAGGGACUCAAGAUGGACCCCCUCGUCGGCCUCUACUACUACGCCCCUGUUUGCGCCGUCAUGAACCUCGUCGUGGCAUUACCCAGCGAGGUGCCACACUUUCAUUGGGACGAUCUCACCAGCGUUGGCUUUGGGAUACUCUUCCUCAACGCCCUCAUUGCCUUUUUACUCAACGUCGCCAGUGUUUUCUUAAUUGGCAAGACGUCAGGCCUCGUCAUGACCCUCACGGGCAUCUUCAAGAACAUUCUCCUCAUCAUAGUUUCCAUCAUCAUCUGGCACACCAAAAUAACCCUCCUCCAGGCUUUUGGGUACACGGUCGCCCUGGGUGGCCUGACAUACUACUCUGUCGGCUACGAUCAGAUGGCCCGAGGCGGCGCCACAGUCGUUGCUUGGACAGCUGCCACCAUCUCCCCUUCCUCUUACCCGAGCGCUACGUCCCGCGUUGCUGCCCGCAGGCUGCUGCUCGUCAUCGCCUUCGGCCUCAGCGGGAUCUUCGUCGUCAGCCUGGCUUGGCGGCACUAUGACCCAAAGAAAAAGGGCAUGUUUGCACUGCCCCCCUUUUUCGGCACCGAAUGA